Molecule: messenger RNA, 634 nt
Organism: Carica papaya (papaya)
Lineage: Eukaryota; Viridiplantae; Streptophyta; Magnoliopsida; Brassicales; Caricaceae
Source: RefSeq, a predicted model, not a curated record
AAACAGAUUUUAAUAAUAGUAUUAAUAGUGUUCGUUAUUUUUUCUCCCCAUUUACUACGGUCGUCCUCCGUCGUCUUUCACCACCCACAGCAGCAGUUUAUCUCUGAUUUUUUCUCCCCGGGAACUCCUGGAGGAUUGUUCACGUCUCGAAAUUCCCCAAUUACUCAUCUGUCAAAGCUGAAGUUCCUGAUUCCUACCGAGUCUCUAACUUCACUCCUCGAUUUUAAGUUGUUCGUUGCAUUUCAUAUCUUCUCCUUGAUAUUGUGGGAUUAAGUGACAAUCAGAUAUGCAGGCAUCCAGAGCAAGGUUAUUUAAGGAAUACAAAGAGGUGCAGCGAGAGAAAGUUGUCGAUCCAGAUAUUCAGCUUGUUUGUGAUGAUUCUAACAUAUUUAAAUGGACGGCACUUAUCAAGGGACCAUCAGAGACUCCUUAUGAAGGUGGAGUCUUCCAACUUGCUUUUGCAGUCCCUGAGCAGUAUCCUUUGCAACCACCUCAAGUGCGGUUCUUGACAAAAAUAUUUCAUCCAAAUGUACACUUUAAGGUAUACGUCUUCCUACUUAGGAUGUUUACCUUCUAUUGUUGGUUCCUGGACUUCGGAUAUGAAAUGCUUCUAAAUUGAUCUUUAUUCAGAGAA